CGGACGCUGCGGCUGACCCAGCGCUGCUCUUCAGGUCCCAGGGUUGGAUUGUGCAUCCCUGAAGCAAGUCAAGUUUCUGGUCCCUCCUGCACUCUGCAGCCUGUCUAGCGCUCCUCGUUUGAAUUUACAGAAGUUGAUACACAACCUUGUUUCCAGGACAGUGACUUCUGGGAAGGAAAUUGGUAUACCGAUGUUGGUUCCAUGUUCUUUGGAGUGAAGGAGGUGUGACAAAUGCAUACGGAGGUAUGACAGGACACCUUUGAAGGAGGGCGCCUUGUGAAUAGGAUUCCGACCUGGAGGAAUAUCACUGUGACUGGAACCCUCUCAGCACUGCUUCAGGGUAGAGGCAAAAGAGUACCAAAAGUUCUUUCUUUGGAUUGUGUCACCUCAAAGGGUAAAUAAUCUAUGUUGCCAGAGUGCACUGUGGGUUUACAAGAGCAACAAAAGGUGAAUAAAUCUCUGGAGUUGGUGUCAUUUGAGGAUGUGGCUGUGGACUUCACCUGGGAGGAGUGGCAGGACCUGAAUGAUGCUCAGAGGACUUUGUACAGGGAUGUGAUGCUGGAGACCUACAGCAAUCUGGUGUCACUGAAUGUCCAGAUAGAUGAUGACCUACUGGAAAGUAACCAAGAAAGUCAUGGUAGAUGCUUGCAGCAAAUUAUAAUUACCAACAGCAACACAUCAGCUGAAGAGAGAAUUGUGUUAGGAAAAUCAUUUUAUUUGAAUUUUUAUCAUGUUUUAAAUCCAAUUACAAAUAAUGGAAACUAUUCAGGAAAGGGACAGGAGGAGAUAUACAUAUGUCAGAAUUCACUUCUUCCUAGAGAGCAUGAUGAGAUACCUGCUGGAGAGAGACCUGAUGACCAUCAUGUAACUAGAAAUUUGCCCAGACAUCAUGAGCAUCUUAGUCAGCAUCUCAAUAUUCAAACUGGGAAGCAGCCUUUAGUAUACAGUGGAAAAGGGAAAUCCUCCAACACAGAGCCAAUAAUGACGCAUAAAAAGAUACAUAUGGAUGAGAACACCUAUAAGUAUAAUGAAUGUGGAAAAGGCUGUGGUGAGUCAGCUGUCAUUGCCCAAGAAAUAAAUCAGGUAGAAAGGAAAACUUUUCAAUGUGCUAUAUGUGGGAAUAUGUUCUAUAAAAUAUAUGAACUCACUAAACAUCAGGUUAUGCACACAGGAGAGAAACACUGUAAAUAUACUGAAUGUGACAAAUCUUUUAUUAAGAAAUUAUUCCCUUCCUCACAUCAGGGAACACCUACAGGGGAGAACCUUUGUGGUUGUAAUGAACAUGAGAAAAAUUUUUGUCAGAUGUCAGACCUUACAAUGAAUCAGAGAAUUCACACAGGAGAAAUGUACUAUGGAAAUAUGAACUGUGGGAAAUACUUCUAUAAGAAUUUACUUUUCAGCUAUCCUGAGAGAAUUCACACAGAUGAAAUACCAAAUGGAUGUAAUGAAUGUACAAAAUUUUCCUACCAUGAGUCUGCCCUCUCUGUUUUUCAGAGAAUUCACACAAGUGAGAAACCAUGUAAAGAACAUAAAAACACUUUCUAUAGUACUAAAUGUGGUAAAAUCUUUCACCAAAAGUCACACUGCAGCAGCCAUCACAGAAUUCACACAGGUGAGAAACCAUGUGAAUGUAACAAAGCUUUCUUCCAUAAGUCAGUCCACAUUUUAUAUCAGAAAGCUCACACUGGUGAGAAACCACAUGAAUAUAAAGAAUGUGGAAAAGCUGCUAACCAAAAGUCAGAUUUCAGCAGGAACAAGAAAAUUCACACAAGCGAGAAACCAUAUGAAUGUAAAGAAUGUGGAAAAACUUUUAACCAAAAGUCAAGCCUCAGCAUUCAUCCCAGAACUCACUCAGGUGAGAAACCAUAUGAAUGUAAAGAAUGUGGAAAAGCUUUUAACCGAAAGUCAAACCUCAGCAGGCAUCAGAGAACUCACACAGGUGAGAAACCAUAUGAAUGUAAAGAAUGUGGAAAAGCUUUUAAACAUAAGGCAGACCUCAGCAGGCAUGAGAGAACUCACACAGGUGAGAAAUCAUAUGAAUGUAAAGAAUGUGGAAAAGCUUUUAACCAAAAGUCAGAUUUCAGCAGGCAUGAGAGAAUUCACACAGGUGAGAAACCAUACAAGUGUAAAGAAUGUGGAAAAGCUUUUAACCAAAAGUCACACCUCAGUAGGCAUCAGAGAACUGACAAAGGUGAGAAAUCAUAUGAAUGUAAAGAAUGUGGAAAAGCUUUUAACCACAAGGCAGACCUCAGCAGACAUGAGAGAAUUCACACAGGUGAGAAACCAUAUGAAUGUAGAGAAUGUGGAAAAACUUUUAACCGAAAGUCAAACCUCAGCAUCCAUCAGAGAAUUCACACAGGUGAGAAACCUUAUGAAUGCAAAGAAUGUGGAAAAGCUUUUAACCAAAAGUCAUCCCUCAGCAGCCAUCAGACAACUCACACAGGUGGGAAACCAUGUGAAUGUAGAGAAUGUGGAAGUACUUUUAACCAAAAGUCACACCUCAGUAGCCAUCAGAGAACCCAGACAAAUGAGAAGCCAUAUAAAUGUAAAGAAUGUGGAAAAGCAUUUAACAAAAAGGGAGACCUCAGCAGGCAUGAGAGAACCCACACAGGUGAGAAACCAUAUGAAUGUAAAGACUGUGGAAAAGCUUUUACCCGAAAGUCACACCUCAGGUUUCAUCAGAAAACUCACACAGGUGAGAAACCAUAUGAAUGUAGAGACUGUGGGCAACCUUUUACCCGGAAAUCAGACAUAAGUAGGCAUGAGAGAAUUCACACAAGUGAGAAACCAUAUGACUGUAAAGACUGUGGGAAAGCAUUUAACCAAAAGUCACACAUCAGCAGGCACAAGAGAACUCACACAGGUGAAAAAAAAUAUGAAUGCAAAGGCUGUGGAAAAGCUUUUAACCAAAAGUCACACCUCAGCAGCCAUCAGAAUAUUCACAUAGGUGAGAAACCAUGUGAAUGUAAGGAAUAUGGGAAAACAGUUUAUGGAACUCACCAUAAUAAACAUGAACAAAUUGACACAUGGGAAAAUCCCAAUUAGUGUAAUGGCUGUGGGAAAAAUUUUUGGCACAAAUCACACCUCAUGUUUCAUCAGAGAACUUACACCAAGAAGAAGUCUUAUAAAUGCACAACUGUCCCUUGGUAUUGCAGGUUGGAUCCAGGAGCCCCUUUUGAUGAAAACUUGCAAAUGAUCAAACACCUGUAAAUGGUGUACUGUUUAAAUAUUACCUAUGCACUUUUUUCCA
Molecule: messenger RNA, 3250 nt
Organism: Cynocephalus volans (Philippine flying lemur)
Lineage: Eukaryota; Metazoa; Chordata; Mammalia; Dermoptera; Cynocephalidae
Product: zinc finger protein 345-like
Exons: 6
Coding region: 406-3045 (879 amino acids)
Biological process (GO): negative regulation of transcription by RNA polymerase II
Cellular component (GO): nucleoplasm
Molecular function (GO): RNA polymerase II cis-regulatory region sequence-specific DNA binding; DNA-binding transcription repressor activity, RNA polymerase II-specific
Source: RefSeq, a predicted model, not a curated record